AUGGGCUGCCUGGGGAGGAAAACCCUGCCUUUCUUCCUCAUUUUUGUGCCCAUAUAUCUACGUGGGGCUUUGUUGCAAGAAACCGCACCUGAGAGGCAAAGAAAACCAUUCCUUGAGAGGCUCUGUAGACUAGAAGCACAGUUUCGGAGGUUCCAAGAGGCAACCCUAAAGCACCUGCAGGGCAUCGCCAGCAACUACAACCUGUCCUUCGUUAUGGAGGCUUCGUUCUGGAGCCUGGCCCGCGAGAGCCAGGCCGUGGCCCUGGCGCUCAGCCAGCAGCAGGCCGCCGUGCAGGGCGACCUGGGCCACCUCGAGACCUGGGUGUGGAAGACUCAGUGCAGAGGCCAGAAGGUGGACAACAGGCUGCUGGCCUUGGGCGCCGCCCUGAGCGAGAGGAGCAAGCAGCGCACCCAGGAGAGGAAGGGGCAGGAGGAGCAGAGGAACAUGCUGGCUCGCCUGAUGCCCCUCGUCCAGAGCCAGGGCGCCGGGCUGGCAGCUUUCAAGGGGCUGCUGCAAGUGGCCAGCCCUGGCACUGCCGCCCUGCAGACGCUGCUAGAUGUCCCCCAGGGGUACAGUCAUCUCCAAUUGAGGACCACUGCCAAAGAUUAUGACAAGAGCCCCCAGGUGAAGAGAGGAGUUUGCAACAUGGGCCCUGCACUCAUCUUUCCGAACGCGUCCACUGUGAAUGUAAUCUCGCCCGGCUUCGUCACUGGCCUACGGGCCCUGUCUGUCUGCGGCUGGGUCCGCACAGCCUUGGGCCACCUGGGCACCCUCCUCUCGUACACCAGCAAAGAAAAUGACAAGCUGGUUCUGCAUGGCCGAGACUCCCUACCCCCCGGCUCCAUCCACUCUGUGAUUGGAGACCCGGCCUUCAGGGAGCUGCCCCUCCAGCCACUGCUAGACGGCUGUUGGCACCAUGUGUGUGUCAUCUGGACGUCCAUCCUGGGCCUGGGCAGGUACUGGCUCCACAUGGGCCGAAGGCUAGCGGCCACUGGCUCCCGCUUUGGGGAAGGCUAUGAGAUUCCUCCAGGAGGCUCCCUCACGCUAGGCCAGGAGCGAGACAGCGUUGGGGGCAGGUUUGAUGGCCCUGAGGCCUUUGUGGGGAGCCUAGCAGGCCUGGCCAUAUGGGACCUGGUGCUGGUCCCCAGGGAGGUCUCAAACCUGGCCACUGGUAAGGAUUUCCUGAUGGGCGCCAUCCUAACACUGGCCAAUGCCGCAUCGGUAGAUGGAUUCAUGCAAAGGGUGAACUGCACCUGCCUACAGCUCUGUUCCUGA
Molecule: messenger RNA, 1275 nt
Organism: Lipotes vexillifer (Yangtze River dolphin)
Lineage: Eukaryota; Metazoa; Chordata; Mammalia; Artiodactyla; Lipotidae
Gene: PTX4
Product: pentraxin 4
Source: RefSeq, a predicted model, not a curated record